GGGGAUGCUCGGAGCCCGGGGCCGGGGCUCCCCAUCCCCCCCGGUAAGGCCAGGCCCGGUGGCGCGGUGGCGGUUCCGCAGCGGCUCCCAGGACCGGGAGAUUCCAGCCAAACCUUGGUCCCUGAGCACCCGUGGUGCCACCGCCCCCAGCCAGGGCAGCAUCCUCCCCCGCCCCCGUGUCUCGACGAAGCUCCAAGGGCGUUUUCUCCUUGGCGGCAUCCCCGAGAUGCUCCGGAGGGAAUCAGCCCCGGAGCAGCUGGUUUCAGUCCCUGCCCGGCCGCAGAGCCCCAAGCCGGGCAGGAAACUGUGGGGCAUCCCCUCCCUCAGGGCACAUCCCCAUCUCUAACCCCCAGCCCCAUUGCUGCGAGGUCACUGCCAUCCCUCUUCCCCCGCCUGUGCCUCUCUCCAGGUUUGUUCUUCCUCGGCCAGGAGGGUGUUUGGUGCUUGCAGGGAGCUGGAUGGUGUGAAGAGAGGAGCUGCUGGCCUUUCCUGGCAGCCCUGGCACUUCCAGCGAGGAGACAGCACCAUGCUGGCUCCAAAGAAAGGCCUCCUGUGCAACCUCAACCACAUCCACCUGCAGCACAUCUCCCUGGGGCUGCACCUCUCCCGGCACCCCGAGCUCCAGGACGCUUCCACGGCUGGGGGAGAGCAGACGGGCUGCACCCAGUGCCCGGAGAACCGUGAGCCGGUGGAUGCCAAUUCCAACAACCCCUCGGUGAAAUGCCGCUGCUGUGAGUCCCACGCUCCGGAGCUGGAGACGCUCGGGCUCCAGAACCAAGAGGAUUUCCCCUGCCUGCACAGCGGAGACGAGGAGGAGGCAGCUUCCCCUUGUGAUCCCCCUUGUGAUCUGGCUUCUUCCUCCUCCUCCUCCUCCUCCUCUGUCAGUAGCUGCUCGGAUUUCAGCUUGGAUGACUCCCCGGUCUCGGUGUACUGCAAGGAGCUCUCCAGAGCAGAAUCCCAAUCUCCUGACAAGCAGCUGAACGUCAUUCCCACAGAAAACGCCUGCGAUGGAGAGUCUCUGGCUGAUGGAGAGAGUCUGCCCGACCAGGACAGGACGUGCCACGGGAGAGAUGCCAACCACAACUCCCCGGUGUCCCUCAGAGCCACCACCGUGCCCAGCAAGAGCCCAGACAGCCUCUGCAGCAACAACUCACUCGACUCCCACUGCGAUGAGCUCUCUCCCAGCACAGCAGCACAGGAGACCACCGGCACCUGCCCUGACCUAGACCCCAACUGCAACCCCCUCCCCGAGCCCGAUGCUGCUCCUCCAGCACCUCCGCCUGUGCCGGAACGGCGGGAUCCCGAAAUCCCGAGCAGCGCUGCGGAACCGCGGCCCCGGCCCGGGGGUCUCCCCCCACCGGUGCCCCCUCGUCCCCGGCGGCGGCUGCAGGUCCUCAACGCUCACAGAGCGGAGCAUCCACCAGAGCCCAAGGCCGGGCCUGGUGAGCUCUGCCGAGACGUGGGCACCAAGACCAUCACCUCCUUCCACGAGCUGGCCCAGAGGAGGAAGAGGAACGUGGCUGGAGCGCUCGGCCAGGCCAGGGUUGACCGCAGUGACUGGCUGAUCGUCUUCUCGCCUGACACGGAGCUGCCCCCCACCAGCGAGCUCCUCUCCGGUACCGUGGGCCAGGAGCCAGCCCACCCUCCACCCCAGCCCCAACAGCCCCAGCAGGACGGGCCGGUGGGGCCUCCCGGCUCCAGGCAGCGAGAGGUGACGACCUUCAAGGAGCUGCGGUCCCGCAGUGCCACCCGGCAGCCCAAGGGGCAGCGGGCAGAGCCGGGCCAGCACCCCCCUGUGCCCCCCGGGACGGGCGCGGGCUGCGGGCCCCCCACGCCCCCGGUGCUGGCACCCAGCGACAGCCACCAGCUGAGGAGGAGAGCCCGGCCGAGCCUGCAGCCCAUCGCGGAGGGGCAGCCGAGGGAUGUGGAAAACGGGGUGCAUCCCCCGGGGGAAAAGGGACCGGGCACCGCCCCGCUCCGGAGGAUCGGGGGUCCCACCGGGGACCCCGCGGUGCAACGGGCGGCUCAGCGAGGAGGCGAAACCCGCACGGGGGCCAGGCCCGAGCCGCUCGCCACCGGAGCCGCCACCGGAGCCGCCACCGGAGCCGCCCCCGGAGCCGCCACCGGAGCCGCCCCCGGAGCCGCCCGGCCCGGCGGGGGAAGAGCGGAAGGGCCCCGUGGCGAGCAAACGAAAGCGCUGCUGGUGGCCAUCAGCUCCGCUGUGGACAAGGUCAUCGCCCACUUCAGCACCGCUCGGAACCUGGUGCAGAAGGCCCAGCUGGGGGACAGCCGGCUCAACCCCGACGUGGGUUACCUGCUGCUGCACACCCUCUGCCCUGCUCUCUACGCCUUGGUGGAGGACGGGCUGAAACCGUUCCAGAAGGAUGUUAUCACCGGCCAGAGGAAAAAUUCCCCCUGGAGCGUGGUGGAAGCCUCUGUGAAAACAGGCCCCAGUGCCCACUCCCUGCACUCCCUGUGCUGCCAUGUGGCCGGGCUGGCCCCCCUCAGCAGCACCAGGCAGAAGUUCCACGCCUUCAUCCUCGGCCUUCUGAACAUUAAACAGCUGGAGCUGUGGAUAUCUCACCUGCAGAAGAGCCCAGGUGUGAUCUCCGUGCUUUACUCCCCCACGGCCUUCUUCUCCUUGAGCCAAGGCCCUCUUCCCCACCUUGCUGACGAACUUCUGCUGCUCAUCCAACCCCUCUCGGUGCUGACUUUCCACCUGGACUUGCUCUUUGAGCACCACCACCUCUCCGUGGACAUCCGGCCCUUGUCCCGCCGGGUGGAGUCCUCGUUGUCCCCUGGCACUGCUGGGGACAACCUGGAGGAUGAAACCCCCCCAGAUGCUCUGGGCAGGGUGGGGGGCACAGGGAGCAGCACAAAGCUUCGGUCCUCAGCGUCCAUGGGUGGGCUGGUCCCAACCCCACCCAUGGGUGCUGCCCUGCAGCAAACCUUCCAGCAUGUGCUGCGCUGGGGCGACCGGCUCAGCCGCACCUUGCUGGGGUCUGACACCCCCUCCCCGGAGAGCCACGGGCCUCAGGAGGGUGCUGAGGGUGCUGGGGCUGGUCUCAGUGGCUGGUGGGGCCAGCUGAGCCAAAGCUCCAGGAUUUACACUGCUCCUAGCAAGGAAAAGUCCCCCUCGGUGUGGUGGACGAAGCUGCGGGCGCCUGUGGGUGAUCCCAACCCAAGCCAGGCUGGGCAAUCCCAAAUUUCCACCAGUGAGCCCAGAGGCACAGAGCUGCAGCUCCUUCAGACCAAAGCUGUCCCUGAACACCCAAAGCCCAGCAGCAGCACUGACACCUCAGGGACCUCUUCCCCUGAAGAUCUCUUCUUGCCCGCUGGAACCCGGGUGUCCACCAAGCUGGAUGAUGCCACCACUGGAAAGAACCUCCUGGUUGCUUCUCCAGAGCCUCCUGCCAACCAGGCAGCACCUUCUGGCCUGGAGAUGGGUGAUCCUCCUGGUCCUGCCAAGGGCAGCUGGCUGGGCUGGCUCUUUGGGGCCACCACCUCCUCGUCCAGGAGCUUCUCCGCCAGCCCUGACGCCGUCUUGGCCAGGUCCAGGAGACCGUCCCGCUGGCUGAACCCCACCCCGCAGGUCCUGGCAGGGGUGAUGAAGGCUCUGGCGCCCGACAGGAGCCCGCAGCAGCCGGGCCAGGCUGUGCCCACCUUGCCCCCAGCCCGCAGGGCAGUUCGGGCGCUGUGUGACCACACGGGCACCGCUGACGGGCACCUGAGCUUCCAAAAAGGAGACAUCCUGGAGCUGCUCUCCACUGUGGAUGAAGACUGGAUCCGCUGCUGCCAUGGGAACAGCAGCGGCCUCGUUCCUGUGGGUUACACAUCCCUGAUUUUGUGAAGGAGGAGGAAAGGACCCGAGGAAAUGGCUGAGCUCACCAGAGCCGGUGCCAACUCUGGGAGGAGAUGUCCCCUGCCACAGCUGUGCCACCUCCAGGGCUGGCAGCUCCCAGGGGACCCCGCCUUGUGCCUGUCACUGCUGCAUGGCAUCACCGUCUGCCACCGUGUCCCACCCUCUGCCACCCUCGGGGCUCCUCUGCUGCUGCCCACCCUUGUGCCAGGCUGGGCCAGCUCCUUUCCCUGCCCAGUGUCACCUCCGUGCCCCCGUGUCCUGCCACCGCUGCCACCUCCCCGUGCCCUGCCCUGCCCCGGGGGCCCGGGCCGGGCUGUAAAUAGUUGUAACCACGGGAAAAAAGCUGGAAAAUAAAGGUUGUGAUUCACCUGA
Messenger RNA from Taeniopygia guttata (zebra finch), 4234 nucleotides. It is a transcript of the gene RUSC1, whose product is annotated as RUN and SH3 domain containing 1. Gene Ontology annotation, molecular function: protein binding. Gene Ontology annotation, cellular component: cytoplasmic vesicle. NCBI's taxonomy places the organism in Eukaryota, Metazoa, Chordata, Aves, Passeriformes, Estrildidae. The record is from RefSeq and is a predicted model, not a curated record.